Molecule: messenger RNA, 1579 nt
Organism: Spea bombifrons (plains spadefoot toad)
Lineage: Eukaryota; Metazoa; Chordata; Amphibia; Anura; Pelobatidae
Exons: 4
Coding region: 1-1263 (420 amino acids)
Source: RefSeq, a predicted model, not a curated record
AUGAGGAUCAAUCCAGAGGUGGAAGCAUUAUUGGAGGGGAUUCGGUUAGCUACGAGGCAACAUGGAGCAGACUGGCUUCAGGAGCAGUUGGGCUCACUUCUCUCCUCAUCUGGGAAGGCUGAUCAUGGGGACAGACAGCCAGUGAGGGAGACCAGUCAGACACAGAGUUUGAGUCCGGAGGCGGGAGGACAUGUCUGUAGAUGUCGAAGCAGGUCUCCGGAGUUAGUCAGGGGAUGGAAGACGGCCCAGGGAAGGCAAAAGAGCCAAUCUGGAGUGCUGGAGGCAACAGGAAGCAAGGAAGACGGCGAUGAGGCAGUAACGGCAGGUCUUCAGGUUUGCGAAGACGCUGUCAGGUGGGAACAAAGUAGCAGUAGAUUCAUUAUGGAGGAUGAUCAGAGGGACUGGAGAUCAUGUGGUCACAGGGAAGCUCUGGAGGAAGGCGGCAUAGCGGACCAGGCUGGAAGGAGGUCCGCCAUUACACCUGGCAGUCAUGAGAGAUCUGCGGAAGAAACCAGUAACCCUGCUGGACAAAGGUUGGAGAGGCAAGCUUCUGACCGGGUCGAGUGGCACGGGACAACAGCAGAAUCAAGCAUCACAGAAGAGGUUAUGGUUCCGGGUUCAGCUCCAACGCUUCACGCAGCUGGGAGUACUGGUGGGUUGGUGGCAUGGAUUGUGGGAAAUUCCUAUGUCUUCUGGGCCAAACGGAGAGCUGCAGUUCGGGACCGCGGUGAGCAGCUGGGCUUUCCGGAGGCGCAGAUCAAGCUAAAGUGGUUCGGUUUUAGGGGUUUUGGAUGGAAGGAUGUAAUUGGGGAGGUAUUUCAUUUGUUGGAUAGGGGCAAUGCCCCUAACGUUUUGUUGUUGCAUGCUGGGGGGAAUGAUUUGGGGUUAAUUCCACAGAAGGAGCUGGUGAGGCAGAUAAGCCAGGACCUUAGGAAGUUGAAGGACAGGCUGCCUGGGGUCAUUGUAGUGUGGUCAGAGAUAGUGCCACGGCUCAAUUGGAGGCAUGCGAGGGAUCAUGAGGCUGUGGCCAGGUGUAGAGGUAAGGUUAAUAAGCUGGUAGCUAGUUUUACAAAAAAAAUGCAUGGAGUGGUAGUGAGACAUCAGGAGUUGGAGAAGUUGUUGCCAGGGUAUUUCCAGUCAGAUGGGGUGCAUUUGACAGACAUAGGCAUAGAUAUUUUAAUUUUUGGGUUUCAAGAGGGUAUUGAGAGGGCGUUGUCUUUGUGGGGUAGCGGUGGCCAGCUGGCUAAAGGAUUCAAGGGCUGACUUGUGGCGGGGCUGGUCACUAUAAAGUGAGGGGGUGAAAUAAUGGUUGGUCAAUAGGAAGUAGUGUGCUUUUGGUUUCUAACUGGUCUGUGGCUCAGAACCUGGUGUGGGAAACAUGCAUCUCAGUAUUCUCUUUUUUGGUUGGUUAUGUUGUUGGAGUUAAUUGUGGUGUUAUACAUAUGGGAAGGGGUGGGUCAUUGUCAUUGAAAAUAAAUGGGAGAAUGUAUGUACUUUUGGUGAUAAUUCUGACAAUGGUUUUAUCAUGUUAACAAUUUGUUUCCCAUGCAUAUUAAAUCUGUGGCCAAGUUUUACCCAA